This is a messenger RNA of Aplosporella prunicola CBS 121167, 1788 nucleotides long. RefSeq lists its product as uncharacterized. Lineage: Eukaryota; Fungi; Ascomycota; Dothideomycetes; Botryosphaeriales; Aplosporellaceae. Bases 1 to 1686 code for a protein of 561 amino acids. Gene Ontology annotation, cellular component: phosphopantothenoylcysteine decarboxylase complex. The record is from RefSeq and is a predicted model, not a curated record. Gene Ontology annotation, molecular function: FMN binding; phosphopantothenoylcysteine decarboxylase activity. Gene Ontology annotation, biological process: coenzyme A biosynthetic process. The transcript has 2 exons.
AUGGCGGACAAGGCAGAGGGUGUCGCGCAGGUUGACGUAGCCUCGGCCAUCAUAUCGCCCAUCGAUCGCGACAUUGUUGCCCACCUCGCCGCCCGCGACAACGUCGAAGUGCGCACCAUCCUCGAUACCGCCCCCUUCGACAACCAUGACCAGGUCGAGCAGGCUGCCGCCGCCAUGUGUUCGUGGGCCGACCUCCUCGUCCUCGCCCCCUUGGACGCCAACUCGUUUGCAAAAAUGCUGCACGGUGUGACGGACAAUCAGAUACUGGAGAUUGUGAGGAGCUGGGAUGUGUCGAAGCGCGUGCUGCUGGUCCUAGGCAUGUCCACACUCAUGUGGGAGAACCCCAUGACCAAAAAGCAGCUCAGCAAAAUCCGGCGCAAAUGGAACUGGGUUCGGGUGCUUCAGCCGCUGCUUUGGGCUUUUGAGUCGGGCUCGGGCAGCAAGAAAUACCUGCCGUGGGAGGAGAGCAGAGAGGAACUUUUGGGCGCAAUACAGAACCAGGUGGAUCUCAUGCAGCUCGGCCACGACGUGGACCUGACGCUGGGGCACGCCUCCAAGAAUAGUCUUUCCGUACGGUCUGCUAGAAAAACUACGCGUUCCUUACCCCCGGAGAUUUGGUCCAUGAUCCUUGACUUUACCAACGAUUGGGAGUUAGCAAAGGCGCUCAAUGUCUACACGACGCUACCGACGCCGCAGUCAUGGCAACGCGCAGCGAGCAAGGAGGGACCCCAGACGUUGAUGGAGAAGCUGGAAUGGGCCAUACUCGCAGGUACAUUGGAUGACGUCAAGGCACUAUUCAACGCACAUCCCGCCCCGCCAUGGUUGUCGACGCAAGCCAUACGAAUCAUCAUGCGCUUCGGAAUGGUCUCGCUGCUGAAAUAUCUCGAAGAAUACCACAAGGAUCUCUUCUGGGCGUCCUUCGGCCAUGCCUUCCUCCCAGACAAGGCGUCGGCCGUGUUUGGACGCGUCGAGAUCCUCGAAUACUGGCGCACAUCGCCCACAUUCCUAAACAAGGAAUAUACGAUUGACGCCGUCGACGGGGCCAGCCGCGCCGGCUUCGUGCACGUGUUGGAAUGGUGGCGCAAGAGCGGGUUGCCGCUCAAAUACACCGAGGCGGCGCUGGAGCAGGCCAGCAGCAAAGGGCAGAUCGAGGUGCUGGAUUGGUGGAAGAACGCUAGCAUGCGCGAAGACGGACAGGUGCGGGCUGGAGGCGACGAGUCGGAAAGCGAAGGGGCGACGGCAUCGCCAUUGUCGCGGCGGCGAGGGCCUCUACGGCUGAAGCCAGGCAAGGCGAUCGCGUUCGCAACGCAGGCCGGGUCGCGCGAGACGCUGCAGUGGUGGGUGACAUCGUCGGUGCCCUUCUCGCACGAGGACACGGUAGCGAAGCUUGCGUCGACGCACGGGCAUGUGGGCAUCCUCGACUUCUGGCACUCGCUACAUGGCGAGAAGAUGAUCUACGACAACCAGGUGCUGGUAGGCGCAACCAAGAUGGGCCACCGCGACGUGCUGGAGUGGUGGAAGUGCAGCGGGCUGCGCGUCGAGUACAAGACAUGCGACAUCGAGGAGGCGCUUGAGGACGGCGUCGAGGGCGUCAAAGGCCAGCAAGUGCGGCGAUGGUGGGCUGAAAACGGGCUCAACCUGGGCGUGGGCACGAGCGAGUGGAUGCGGACAAAACUGCUUAACUAAUACAUCUUUCUACCUGUCUGUUGGUCUAUGUAUUCUUACCUAGGUAUACCUACCGUGCCCAACGUCCUUCACCGUCAACUGAUACUCGCCGUUAGCGAAACC